UGUUUGUGUCCGCCAUGUGAAUUACCCCAAAGCGACAGGGUCCUGGCCAAGUAUCACAGCAAUCAGAUCAUUGGCAGUGAUCGUCAUUCUCAGACCCCCGUGUACAUAUAUGUCGUUCCCGCUGCCACCCAUUCCGCAAUUUCCAGUCUCACUAUCGUCUACACAUUUAUAAACUCGACUGUGCAACCGCUACAAGAGUCUCUAUAGAGACUUCAUUGAAUACUACACAACACCAGUAGCCAGUAUUCACCUGACAAACCAACACCGCCAAAAUGCGUCAAACAGGUUUCUUCCACCACAUCGGCACGUUCCUUCUACUCGUCGCCACCGUGCUCCUGAUCGUUACCUGUAUCAGUGCACCUGUAGUCAACAGGCUAUCAGUCCUGAAAGUUCAGCUGGCCCAAAACAACAACGAAUACAACCCCGAUAUCACCUUUGGCACAUUCGGUUACUGCGUUCAGCAGUCCAGUGACAAUGAUCAGUGCUCAAAGUCCCACGUCGGCUACAACGCCGCAGACGUCCUGAGCUCUGCCUCUGGCGGCCAGUUUGACACCUCCGAAUACGCUGCCGACACUGCCAAUGCCCUGACCCGUGUCAUGGUCCUCCACCCUGUCGCAGCUGGCUUGUCAUUCAUCUCUUUCCUGCUCGCUCUCGGUGCUGGCGUAGUCGGCUCCUUCCUCGCCGCCGCCGUCUCUCUCCUCACGUUCCUCGUCACCCUCGUGGUACUCAUCACGGACUUUGUCGGCUUCGCCAUCCUCAAGAACGCCGUCAACUCGUCCAACACUGGCGCCAGCUCGGAGUUCGGUGCCUGCAUGUGGACGCUGCUUGUCGCCGCCAUCUGCAACCUGCUCGCGACUAUCGUCGUCUUCUUCACCUGCUGCAGCGCCCGUCUUCACAACAAGCGCAGCAACCGCACCUCCAAGGUUGAGCGCUACGACAGCCCUGGCAGACCCGCCCGCAGACGGUGGUUCUAAGCUCGUUGCCUUCCCACAAGACAGCGCCGGCGACACAUAAAACAUAUUUAUAUAAAAAAACGAAUAAUGAUAUAUAUGAAUAAUAGGAGG
Truncatella angustata is the source of this 1064-nucleotide messenger RNA. Its product is annotated as SUR7/PalI family-domain-containing protein. The coding region runs from base 273 to 974 and encodes 233 amino acids. Lineage: Eukaryota; Fungi; Ascomycota; Sordariomycetes; Amphisphaeriales; Sporocadaceae. Gene Ontology annotation, cellular component: cell division site; plasma membrane; growing cell tip. The transcript has a single exon. The record is from RefSeq and is a predicted model, not a curated record.